Molecule: messenger RNA, 765 nt
Organism: Elaeis guineensis (African oil palm)
Lineage: Eukaryota; Viridiplantae; Streptophyta; Magnoliopsida; Arecales; Arecaceae
Source: RefSeq, a predicted model, not a curated record
AUGGAUCGAAGUGGUGCAGGGAUCAAAAAUCAUGGCAUACGUCCUGAUUUGUGCGAUCUAGUGGUCCUGGGGAUAAUCUGUGUGCAAUCCGACGGUGGCGGUGAUUCACAGGCACGAUCAGACAGUAGCUGGAUUUUUGGAGUUCUAUCAGAAGUGUGUCUUCAAUCUGUACUGGGUUUUGGGGCUUAUAAAGUAUGUCCGACGGCAAAGAAGAUUUGUGAGCGCAUCUCAGUGCAUCUAAGAGAGACUGUUUUCACCAUAAAGUUAUUCUUCUUGUUCAAUGUGGGGUUGUUCGGAUCCCUAGUUUUUUUCUCUAUGCUAUUCGUGAAGGGAAAGAAGCGAGUCGACAUUGUUGGAUGGAUUGGUUCGGCCUUUGCAGUCGCCGUAUUCGUGGCGCCUCUGAGCAUCAUGAAACUAGUUAUAAAAACUAAAAGUGUGGAGUACAUGCCAUUUCUAUUGUCCUUCUUCCUGACCCUCAAUGCAAUAGCAUGGUUCUCUUACGGCAUUCUCCUGAAGGAUUUCUUUGUGGCAUUACCCAAUGUGAUGGGCUUCAUGUUCGGAAUGGCGCAGAUGAUCCUUUACUUCAUCUACAUGAAUCACAAGAAGGAUGAACCAAAACCAAAAGUUACCAACCAGGACUUGGAAGCCAUGCCUGCGGCUACUUUGAAUUCGGAUGUAGAACUGGCCAACAAGAAGAGCAUUCCUGAAAAACCCACUGAAAUGAGUGAGCAUCCAGUGGCUGAUCCUUGAAAAUCUGAGGCAUAA